AUGAACAAAUGCGAUUUGGCAGAACCCAUAUCUGACAUCUCUGCAUUCAAAAACAUUCUACGCUCCAGAGAUCUGUGUAGCUCUUACCAACAGCCCCCAGCUGAGGUUUUCUUUACCAACAUGAAGUCUCCCGAACGACAGAAACGCCUUAUCCGGAAAAUCCUCACAAGGUGAGCUUUUACCCAACGUUUGCACAUACGGCAGCCUUUCCGCGUUACGCAGCGGACGGUCUAACUUCUCUCUUCUUCCUUUCUAAUUGUUCUGCCCCCUGUCUUCCCGUCAUUCUUUAUCGUAAUUUAUUUUUUAGACUUUAUCUUCUUAGCUUUGUCUGUCCUCUCCGCUUUUGGAUUUUUGCCUUGUCCUCCGGGCUUUGCCCGCCGGACUUCUCAUCCCUCCUUCGUCCAUCUCCUUCCUGGCUUAUCCUUUAUCUUUCCAGCCUCUCAUUGCUGUAACUUGUCAUACGUUAGGAAACCCAUAAAGCAUCAAGCUGCGUUGCUAACUACGCGUCCAAAUCGGAAGAGACAUUUUAUUGGCCUACAUCAUAUCGAGUUGUUGCAUGCGCCGUAGCAUACUUUACUUCUACUAGCAAUCUUCCUAGCCGCCUGCGGCUUCCUCAUUUAGAAAAACACUCGAUCGACGUACAUGUCGAACUACUUCCCGCCUAUCAGAAUUGGCGUCACUACCUGAAACAAGAGGGUCUGGCUUGGGAUAAUGUAAGUGCUACCACUACCCUCAUAGUCUCCAACGGACUGGCAUCUACAAGUUCUGUAAGUGGCUAAGUGAACAUGUCAAUUUAUGAUCGAAAAUACAUGCGGAUGCAAUUGCCGGUCGUCAUCACUAGCCUACCGUCCCUAUAGGCGCAUUUAAUGGGCACGAAAGUGGUUAACAGUCAAGGCGAGCAGACAGUCUUCACCAGCAGAAGCGACCCCCAUGGCCAACAAGUGGGACAGUCUUCUGAUGAGAUUGCACGACAGGUCAAGUGCCAACCUUGGCUGUUGUCUAAAUACCUACGAUUUUGUGUGCUUCCCCAGUCCAUGAAAAUAGGACGUAUACCGACCUUUAUAAAACACCCUACAGUAACACAAGUUAUUACAAUGUUCCGUGGUGAUUUUUCGACUACUCGACCCGGGUGUUGGUUUUGCCUGCAUAAGUAAUUUCUCCCAUGUGAAAGCAUGUUGUAGAUUCCUGGCCAAUUUCAAUUAUUGUUGACGCGUACUACAACUAUUCCGCUGAUCCGUAUUCUGUGAUGGAUGGUUUAUGUAUGGCUUGUGCGUGGAGUAGAUCCGUCAAAGAGCUGGAUCUGGAAUAUGUCCUGUCAGUCACUGUCACAUUGUGGUCUGCGGCUGCCUAUUCGUCAGACACAAGAAUUUGCCUACUUCACAGUUAAUUUCCACAGAAACCCGUUCUACUAUCCGUCACCUGCAGACCAGCUGCAUAUCUCUCAGCCAUGCCGCCAGGCAGACCUUGUUUCAUCCGGAGUUUCUGACAUCUCAGUAAGGUGCGUUCUGAAAUAGGGAAACUGAUCUUGGACGCUUUAUCCUAACCAUAAUCUGAUCGACCCGCGUCCAUACUCCUGGUUCCGUAGCGUUAGGGCCAUGAAGGUUUGCUGCCGGGGAAUGGGAGUAGGUUGGUCCUCAAGACUGACAGUCAGUUGUAAGGUUGUUUAUCAUGAUUUCUGUUAUAAAGCCGGGCUAUUAGAUUCUCGUUCGUGUGUAGUGAGCUGCUAAACAAGUAUGUGACACGCGUAACAUGCAGGCUCUUUUUCCAGUCUUAGAUUCAGUUGUCUUGGCCAUAGCAUGCAGUUGAUAUCGCAAUUCGACCGUCGCAUCCGACGAUGUCCACUGUGUGCUCCACAGCAAGUUAAAGCAAACACAGUGAUUUGCGCGUGAUUUAGUUUAUAGUGAGUACAGACUUGCGCUGCAUCUACCGCACUCCCUCCCCCACCUGGACCCAGUGUCAAGACAGAGUCAAGAGGACCGGAGGCGGGGGGCGCAGGUGGAUAGCACGGUCGAGCCCGCAUCUUGGCGCUCCACUCUACACCCCAUGGUCCACACAGCAAAUGAGCAGGAUUUUAACCAUCUACAAAAGGGGGGGGGGCUGGCGCGGCCGGAGCCGCGCCUGGGCGUGCCGUCACACCCGGCUCGGACCUCAUAAGGUGGGAGUGUCGUCAAGGCCACAUUAAGAAGGGGCCAUUGCAGCCUGACUCUCAGACCACCAUCCGUCCGCUGCACACAAAUACACAACACUGGGCCUCCCCACUUCCAGACUCCAGCCACUGUCCGUGCCAGUUAGUUGACAAGUGCGGCGAAUGGGCGCGGUGGCUGACAUGGUCUAGUAACCUUGUCUGCGCACGUCGCAUGCACGACCUGCCCCCAAAAACAAGCACCAGGAUUUCACACAACGGGGUUGGGCGGCGUGCAUCUCACAUGCGUGAGCGUGCCAUAGUUCACGCUAAAAAGGAGUCGUUGCAGCCUGCCUCUCGGUCCACCACUCUGCCACUCCAAACAGACACGUACACACAAUCGGGCAGCCUGCGUGGACCAAGUUGGGACGUCAGUCAGUGGCCUUCCAAGCCACGGCGCUUGACGGACCGUGAUAGUCUCAGAUGUGAAUCACACAUGCAGCAGAAGAGUCGCAUGGAGACGGAGCCGAGACGCACAGUUUGCACUUGCGUAGGAGGUGGCAUUUGGAUGCUUGCGGUUGGGAAUUCUACAGGGCGGGCUCACCCUCAGCCUGUAGGUGGGGGGGGGGAGGAGGGGAAAGAGAAUGUGUCGCUUCUUGUUUGAUUGUUUCGAUCGUGUAGUCAAAAAGUCUGAAAGCGAGUGCUAUGCCGGUAUCAGCAAACCAUGACCCUCGCAGCCUGCUAUGCGGCGGCAGUUCCCUGACACCUGAUUCCCUGCCGGUUGAUACGCUUACGCUCCCGCUGUAUAUACAGGUGGUGAGCAUGGUUACCCAGUCGUCAUCGUCCUUCUGACCCCUGUUGAGGCGUUGAGGUUGCUGUUGUUGGUGAAAAUUCCUGGUCAAGUUUAUGUUGUGGACUAGACGGUUUGGUGGUACAUCUAGGUGCGGGUUCGGAUGUGCCAGCCACCUGCACCCUCCCACGCCUCCGGUCCUCUUCACUCUGCCUUGACACCGGCUCCAGGUGGGGAAGAAGAGAGUGCGGUAGAUGCUACGAAAGUCUACCAGCAUUAUAGACUGAUUCACGCGCAAGUCACCGUGUCUGGUGCACCUUGCUGUGUAGCACACGGUGGACAUCGUCGGAAUCGACGGCCGAGCCGUCGUUUCGACCGUGUUUUUUGCGUGUGCGAGCCACGGUCAGCGCGCAGAGGACAUGAUUCCAGCAUUUGUUUAGGGUACCUUUUCUAACCCCGUCCCCCUCACAGGGGUGAGCAAUACUGUCCCUAACUAGGGCUGCUCAGGCAUCCCAGACGAUUUUCGGACUCAACUAUGGGCCACAACUUUAUUUAGUGAGAUAACCACCCGAGUUAGUCUCGACUGCCUACGUGAUCUCUGUCGCUCUCGCCAUAGGACUUUUUGAAGGGUGGGAGGCGGGGGAGAUGAAGGAAGGGGAGGGUGGAGGGACGGGAAGCAGAGGGAGCGAAGGACAUAGAAGGAGGGUGGAGAAUAGGUGCGAAAGGGAGGUGAGGAGACGGUCUUCCAGCCACCGGGUCAGCAGCUCGCUGAGUGCGGGGUAGCAGGUGGAGUCCGAUCUCGGAGAUGCUGAGGCGGUGAUCCCUCUGGCCAGCGGUGGUGGGAGUGGAACCGAGUUACCGUGUGUGGAGAUGCACAUACGGGCACCCUCACCUGGUUUAGCCCGCCGAUCUUGGCGUUUACCGGGAUGUGGCCGCUAGGCAGAACCUAGCUUCGGGGAGCCGCACGUGAGAGUUGGGUGCCAGCUGAUGGACGCUAGACUUAGUCUACACAUGCAAGCAAGUUAACGACCUACUACGACCAGCAUGUGCACCCACAACUGGGCACUCCUACACCAUGCGACUGGUACAUGGUGGGAGACGGUGUGGCUAGUUCUGUGCGUUCUUGCCUCACCAUAAUCGGAUUGACUCCUGGCUCACUCAUGGCACCUCAGGGGUUGUAUCUAUGAGAACUGAACUGCUCACCAUUUGUUCCAACACGGCACGUAGCUCUCACUUAUCUUUCCAAAUAGCCAUAUAUAUGGGCCAGGAACCCAUACCGUCUGUUAAUAUGAGUUAACCUAAGUGGAGAUAGUCAGUGAGGCUUCGAUCCUAAUGAAAUGAGUAUUGGCUUAGCUGGGCGUGCGUAGUCGGAUCCUGUAGACUGGGCGGACGAAUAAACAACGAGCUCAGCCAGGAAGGUGGUUCUGCUGUACCAUGUGCUGAGUGAGUGCAAAUAAACCACUACAAUUACUCCUCUCAACCGUCUUCGUUUCCGAUUUCAAUAGUUAUUUGUGCUGGAUGCUCCUCCCCGCAUAGCUUUCUUUCCACGGCUUAUCAUGAAAGCAUACCUUCAAGUCCUGGUGAAGCAGGGGAGUAAUCUCUGGCAAUCGUGUCACCGAACAUGUCUGAUGACUUUGCUUGCCGGAUUCUGACCUAAGACAAGACCUGCUUGUUUACAUUUUGGCACGGUUAAAGUAUUCUGCCGAAAUAAGCCUCAUUAAGACUUGCAUAUUAAAUAUGUUGCCUUAAUGCUUUGCUCCAGAAUCAGGAUAGGCGACAUUCCAUUUGGGUUUGACGAACGGACUUAAUUGUCGUCCGCCAGGAGCAGAGCGAAGUUACCCUGUCGUGAUGCAUUCAACUGAUCAACUGACAGUGCUGUAAGCUGCAGUCAACCGAUGAGAUUAAUUAGAGGAGAAUAACGCAGGUCCUUAGCAGAGACCGGAUUACGAAAGAUGCGUUUUAGCAUACGCAUAUCUACUUUCAAUUCACGGGAAUGAUAGGAGGACAGUUAAUUGUGCGCCGCGAAGUACAUAUAACAAGAAAGGGCCAUACAGGGGUUACGGACUGGGAAGGGGACGAACGUGUUAAAGAGUGGUUUCCAUUUUCAAUAAAACUUGCCGAGGAGCAAUAAGACGGUGGUAAUACAAAAACGUCGAAAGGUGGAAGUAGAUUAAACGGAAUUUAAAAGCUUGAAGACGUACUUGCAUAGUUUUAUUUUUUUACGAUAAGUUAUCUGUUGCUAUGCCUACUUAGUGCAUCCUUGCUGUUCGCCUCUCAUCUGUUUUGUAGUCUCGCGCGUCUUUCCCCGAACACAGACUCCUAUGUGACGUCCUCCUCAAACGAAUUUUCCGCCAUUGAGAGGGAUUUUGAGGCCGGUGGAGACCUCACAGCCGACGAAGUUACCACCACUGGUAAUGGAAGGGCUGAACUCAUGACCAUGGUGGUCGGACUUCCCAACUGCGGCAAGAGCACCUUCAUUAAUGCACUGCGCAGCUUCGCUCAGCCUGGUCGUCGACGGGCCGUCGCAGUGGGCAAGAAUGCCGGCAGAACUCGUUCAGUUGGUUCGGCCAUCGUUCUUGCGCCCAGCUUCCCCAUCGCCGCCACCGAGGGUGGUGGAGUCGCACGUGAGUGCUGCAUCCGCGUUAUCGACACUCCUGGGAUUCUGGAACCCAGAGCUCAGACAUUGUGUGGCCAACUUAGUCUUGGUGUUUGCGGCGCGCUGGAUUGGGAUGCCGUUGAUAAGGGUGAGUUGAGACGACCUGUGGUAGUUUUCGUCGCUGAUCCAUGGUUCUUGUCAGUGCGACUUGGCGGAUGCCCACCCUACAUCUGCAGUACUUCUUUUCGGCUCAGUAUUUUACGUAAUAAUCUCACCGUUGUGCCUAUUAGUUUUACCUUUCGUAAGCUGCAUAAACCAAUCUAUCCUAGAGGGACAUAUUACUAUCUUACUACAGGGGGAAGUAGGUUUAUAGGUAUGCAUUCAUGUGUUUGUGCCUGCACGAAUCCCUGCGCGGCCUUCUGAUACAAUAUGCGAUGCACGGAAACCGUCCUCGCCGUGCCAUCGCGACCAUCACGCCGAGCGGCCGCUGGUUUGGCGGUUUGUGGCCCAUAAAACUGCGCGUUUUCAUCCACUGGAAUCAAAACUUGUGAACUCCCGUGUCAUUAACCUCACUGGUUGCUCUCUUAUGGUGGAAAAACAAAUUGUCGCACUAUGACGUGCUGUCCUAAAAGUAUUCCACGUUCCUUUCUUUACUCAACACAACUUCCCCGCAGUGACUGUGUUCUAACAAAAGAGCCAGCGCUUCGUUACGCCCAAUCUAUGGCACCCACUCGAUGUAGAAACAGUUUCGACGACCGACAGGGCCGAGUUUUUGAGUAAUUCACUUAUAUUUCUUUGACAUUGCGCUAGUCUGCUUUACGCCAAGGGUGGCAGAAACUUAGACAACGUAUUUUGCGCCAGAAAACUUACACGAUUACUAUGUUUAAUCUUGAAUUCUCUCAUAAGUCAACCCCCAUUUCAGUCGCUUGUUCAGGAGACUGCGAUAGUCGUAUACGGUGUGGGAAGUAGCUAAAAACAGUGAAACUGCUUGUGAAUCAGUUUGGCUACGCGAGCACGCAUUUGCCUGACCAAUACAUGAGUGGGGUUUGUGAUCGGUAGUUGCGACUGCUGACUUGCCCCCCCCCCCCAUUUAUUUCUACAAAGUCCCACAUUUAUUGAUCACAGUUUACUGUCGCUAAUCGGGCGGAACUCAUCCUACUGUUUUUGUCAUUAAGGUAUUUUCAUACGCCCGUAAGUCAAGAGGGCUCGGCUGUCUUUGUUAUCCGUACGCAACUACACUUCUUAUCCGUAUUAGGAGAUCUUAACGACCAGCGUUUGUGCAAACCAUGUUUGAAUAACGGUCUCGAUUGUAAUCCUGCGGUUAUUGGGGUCAAACUGCACCGUAUCCCCAGAGCUGUUAGUGACUGAACCAGCCAGGAGUGCUUGGCGGGAGAUCAAAGCGUGCAUUUUAAUAGUCAACGAGCAAUGUAACUAUACCAAAACACAAAACUCGAACAUCAUGUGUUUGUGAUCUCAUUGCCCACAGAGGCUUGACUCUUUAACUUACCAUAAAUUUGUAAAUGUGGGUGCUGCGAACAGGACUAGUAUUUAAGCCAGUGCGACUUGAUGCGUCCCUAUGCACAAAUAGUUUUUAUAAACUCUCCGGCAAUCGUCCACAGAAUGGUUUCCCAAAACCAUAUUCUGUCCUGUAAAGGGCCAGGCAGACGGCCCCUUUUGUUUCCAUAUUGCGUCUGAUAUGGUUGCACUAGCAAGGCACGGAUGCAAACUGAGCAAUCCCUUUAUCUUUAAUACGCAGGGUCCCUUUGCUGUUUCCGAAUGACCUAUUCUCUCCCCAUAUGCCUUUAUUUAUAAAUUCUAUCGAAACUUCUAUUUGAGCUGCGCUGCAGCACGAGAAAUCUGACGUUAUCUUCUUUUUCUGGGCGUGUUUAGUACUCACCAGGACGAAAAAGGCUAGAUACGCAUGCGAGGUCCCCUUUUUAUCAGUAAGACUGCCACGUACCUCUUCCAUUUUGAAGGGCUUAGCAAUUGGUUUUAUUUUGUGUGGCCCACCCGAGGCCCUCAUACCUCUUCUUACCUUCGCAUUUUCUUUUUCAGAGCUGUUGGCCGACUACCUGCUCUUCUGCUUAAAUCGUAGGCAGCGUCUGGAGUACGUUCAGGUCUUCGAUAUGCCAGGACCAACGAGCAAUGUGGCGGAGUUGUUGGCUUGGAUCAGCGCACACAGUGGUCUAUUCCUACGAGUCUCAUCUCGACGCACCCUAGGAGAUCUCGCCGCUGCCAACAAUAAGACCUCUUUGCCUCAGCCCGACUUCACCGCUGCUGCCCAUAAGUUUCUUCGCCUCUUCUGUGAGGGUCACCUUGGCCGAUUGACCUUCCGACCCGAGGACGAGGAGGAAGCCAGUCGGUUUUUUGUCCUUGCCCCUGGCAGUAGUGGAGCCAAGUAA
Spirometra erinaceieuropaei is the source of this 7910-nucleotide messenger RNA. NCBI's taxonomy places the organism in Eukaryota, Metazoa, Platyhelminthes, Cestoda, Diphyllobothriidea, Diphyllobothriidae. The record is from the annotation of a GenBank genome assembly.